Molecule: messenger RNA, 2077 nt
Organism: Topomyia yanbarensis
Lineage: Eukaryota; Metazoa; Arthropoda; Insecta; Diptera; Culicidae
Product: zinc finger protein 182-like
Exons: 4
Coding region: 214-1812 (532 amino acids)
Biological process (GO): regulation of DNA-templated transcription
Cellular component (GO): nucleus
Molecular function (GO): RNA polymerase II cis-regulatory region sequence-specific DNA binding; DNA-binding transcription factor activity, RNA polymerase II-specific; zinc ion binding
Source: RefSeq, a predicted model, not a curated record
GCUUCAUUUGACAGUCAAAGAAAAAUCAGAUAACUCUUCACAUCAACGGGAAUUGAAUUUAAUUUACACCAGAUCUUUACACUUUCAAUCAACGCAGUUUUCGCGUAGAAUUCGUGAAAUCAAAAUGUUGAAUAACAUUAAGUGACGUUAGGCAUUAUUCCCAAUUUACUAAAAUCACUUUAAUCAAUUCUGCAAAAGUGAAUUAAGAAUAGCAUGGAUUUCGAUAAGAUUUGUCGGUUUUGCUGCAAAAGUAAACACCGUCUACACUUGAUUCAUACGGCAUAUGAUUUUGACUCGCUGCAGCGAUUAUGUAGUGAUAUUUUGCGAUUUCAGAUCUCAGUCGACGAUGGAUUACCACAAAAGCUGUGUGAAAUGUGUCGAUCUACAUUGACCAAAAUGCAGGAACAAAUCGAUACCUUUCGAGACAACGACCGUAUGCUUCGAUUGCACAAGUGUGAGGAAUUAACGCAAGUCGACAUUAAAGCGAAUGUUUUCGGUAUUGAAGAAAUUAAAGAAGCACCCACUCAUGAAUUGCAAAUUGAUUUUAUUGAUGCGGAAAACAUAACCCAGUUAGCAGAAAUUGACCAAGAUGUGGAUAGAUUAGCACAAGAUGAAACGAUUGAAGAAGAAUGGAUUCAGUUCGAAUCUGUAAAUCAGCCAGAUACACUUGAAGAAGAAACAUCAUUCCUGGAUAAACGUAGCGAUGAAGUGUCAAGGAAAAAUGGGGAGGUCGUUGCUCAGAAAAUUCCAAGAGGGCGCAACGGUGGACGCCGCAGGACCCGGUUUAAGGAUCCGAAUCGACCACGUUUAAAUGAUUUCAAAUGCUACAUCUGUAAAAGUGACUCAAUGGGUACGCCUGAGGUUUUGCUAGUCCAUCUCGAUUCUCAUUUGAGUGAACUGCCUUACACUUGUACUGAUUGUGUCUUGGAGACCGUUGUUAUCAACAAAGUCUCUACGCUGAACAUUCACAAACGGAUGCACGAGAACCCGCACAAAUGUCCUCACUGUGACAGGCGGUACGUCGACAAAAAGGCAAUCGAUACACAUGUACAAACGUAUCAUCUCGGCGAAAGUGCUCCUUGCCCAUCACCAUGUGAGCAGUGUGGUAAGGUGUGCUCCUCGAAGUCAUCUCUUAAGCAACACAUGAGAUUACACACCAAUGGAUCUACUUGCGAGAUUUGUGGUAAAGUAUUUGCUGAAAAGCAUAAGCUUCGUCGACAUAUUGAACGAAAGCAUGAAAAGCUAAAAAAAUUUGAAUGUCAUUUGUGCCACAAAAAGUUACGCUCCUUAGACUCCGUGAAUGUGCACAUCAAAACAAUGCAUUCGACCACAAAAGUGAAAUGCGAAUACUGCCAUAAAAGCUAUCCUUCGGAAAUUUCCCUCCGUUACCACCUGAAGAAACAUGAGCAGAAUCCAAAUAGCAAGUUCACGUCCGAUUGGAAACAAUAUUACACAUUAUUAGAUGGUGAGGAAGGUACCGCACCAAAAAAUAGGCUGAAGAAAUGCAAUUUAUGUGGGGCCGUAUUGAAGUCCAUUUCGUCACACAUGAACAUGGUUCAUUUUCCAAAACAAUACGGCUGCGAUCUCUGUAACGCGGUUUUCAAGACUGAAACGUUGUUAGAAAUUCAUGUCUUGGAGCAUAAAGAAGGAAAGGCCUAUCGAUGUCCAAUCUGUGACAGAGAAUUUUCUGAGAAAAAGAAUUUAAUUUCACAUCUAAAAACAAAGAAACACCGAGAUCAUCCAUUGGCCAAAUGUCUCGACUGGUUGAAGGCAUCUAGUACAGCAGUAAAGAAAAAUUCGGAUAGCGAAUGAGUUGGCUAAAACAAAAAAAAACAACAAUAGUAUUAGAUAAUGAUUGGGAGACACUUUGUGCAAUUGAGAUAUUGCUUAAAUAUUUCUUUGUAUAAGUAGAAAGGUAUUCGAGAAGUCCUUUAGCCUUCAUCAGCAUUUUAGGGGUGGGGGUCAAAUGGCAUAAUUAGAAGUGUGUAGACUGCAGACUGUUCUGUAAAGGGACUUUCACAUGUAAGUGGGCGGAAGGGUGAAUCGAAUGGUUUUAUGAAUGUUAGGUUUGUUCUUG